Chinchilla lanigera (long-tailed chinchilla) is the source of this 4305-nucleotide messenger RNA. RefSeq names its product junctophilin 4 (gene Jph4). The record is from RefSeq and is a predicted model, not a curated record. NCBI's taxonomy places the organism in Eukaryota, Metazoa, Chordata, Mammalia, Rodentia, Chinchillidae. The coding region runs from base 904 to 2790 and encodes 628 amino acids. Gene Ontology annotation, cellular component: endoplasmic reticulum membrane; junctional membrane complex; plasma membrane. The transcript is spliced from 6 exons. Gene Ontology annotation, biological process: regulation of synaptic plasticity.
CCCCCGCCUGGCUCCGGCCUCCCCCUGCCUCCCCACCCUCAGCUCAGUCUCCUCCCUCUAGCUCCUCUCUCCUCCUCUCGCCUCACCCACUCCCAGCCUGCACGCCAGGGUUUCUUUCUACCCUGGGGGUCUCCAUACCGCUCAGUCCUCCUCCCCACAGCCUCCUCUCUCACUGCAGGGCUAGUGGGUACCCAUUCUUUUCUUCCUGGGCACACCCCCUCCCCGCCAUUCCCAUCUCUGCCACCGACUCUUCUUCGUCGUCUCCUCUUCUCCCCACCCUCUCCUCUCUCUGCUCUCUUCUCUCUGCCCCUUUAAAUCUGCCUGGCCCAGCCUCCCCCGUGAUGCUGGGAUGGAGCAAACAUUGAUUUGUGCUGGGAUGGAAUCGGAAUUUUGAUUUUUUUUUUCUUCUCCCAACCAUAAGAAGAAAAAAUAAUAAAAACACCCCCUCUUGAUAGCCCCCUCCCCCUUCUCAUCCAGCUCCCAACUCCUCUUUCCUAUCUCCAAGGCAGAUUUUUCCCCCUACACUCUUCUGUUCUCCCCCACCCCUGCCACUACCUCACCCCCCAGCUAGGGAGAGAGGGGACUCUCCCACAGCUCCCGCGCCUUGCCUUCCCUCUCUGGGUUAGAGCGGUCUCUCCGGAAGAGGAGGGGGCUUGGCUUGCCCGGGUGGGAGUGGAGGUACCCUGCCAUGGACGCCGAGCCUGGGAGGCAGCCUGCGCCUCAGCCCACAGGCCACUCAGGAUGAGGGUGCGGCCCUGCCUGCCCGCGCUGGGGCCCCUCCGCCCAGCCCCGGUCUAACUGCCCCCGCCCCCAGGCCUCGCCCGGCCCCCAGGCCCCCAGCCGGCUCUCCAGCCCCAGGAUGCGCUGAGCCGCCGGGGGGCUGAGGCCGCGCCAACUACAUGCAUGUCCCCCGGGGGCAAGUUCGACUUUGACGACGGGGGCUGCUACGUGGGGGGCUGGGAGGCGGGGCGGGCACAUGGCUACGGCGUGUGCACCGGGCCCGGCGCCCAGGGCGAGUACAGCGGCUGCUGGGCGCACGGCUUCGAGUCGCUGGGCGUCUUCACCGGGCCAGGUGGACACAGCUAUCAGGGCCACUGGCAACAGGGCAAGCGCGAAGGGCUGGGCGUGGAGCGCAAGAGCCGCUGGACGUACCGCGGCGAGUGGCUGGGCGGGCUGAAGGGGCGCAGCGGCGUGUGGGAGAGCGCAUCCGGCCUGCGCUACGCCGGGCUCUGGAAGGACGGCUUUCAGGACGGCUACGGCACCGAGACCUACUCGGACGGAGGCACCUACCAGGGCCAGUGGCAGUCCGGGAAGCGCCACGGCUACGGGGUGCGCCAGAGUGUACCCUACCAUCAGGCGGCGCUGCUGCGCUCACCCCGCCGCACCUCCCUGGACUCGGGCCACAGCGACCCCCCCACGCCGCCCCCACCCCUGCCCCUGCCGGGCGACGAGGGAGGCAGCCCAGCCUCUGGCUCCCGGGGCGGCUUCGUGCUGGCCGGGCCUGGGGACGCCGACGGCGCGUCCUCCCGCAAGCGCACUCCAGCAGCAGGUGGAUUCUUCCGCCGCUCGCUGCUGCUCAGCGGGCUUCGGGCAGGCGGACGCCGCAGUUCCCUGGGCAGCAAGCGGGGAUCCCUGCGCAGCGAGGUGAGCAGCGAAGUGGGCAGCACCGGACCGCCGGGCUCCGAGGCCAGCGGGCCUCCCGUCCCAGCGCCUCCCGCCCUGAUCGAGGGCUCAGCCACUGAAGUGUACGCUGGUGAGUGGCGUGCUGACAGGCGCAGCGGCUUCGGCGUGAGCCAGCGCUCCAACGGGCUGCGCUACGAGGGCGAGUGGCUGGGCAACCGACGGCACGGCUACGGGCGCACCACCCGUCCAGACGGCUCCCGUGAAGAGGGCAAGUACAAGCGCAACCGGCUGGUGCACGGGGGCCGUGUUCGCAGCCUCCUGCCUCUGGCCCUGCGUCGGGGCAAAGUCAAGGAGAAGGUGGACAGGGCCGUCGAGGGCGCCCGUCGAGCCGUGAGUGCUGCCCGUCAGCGCCAGGAGAUUGCCGCUGCCAGGGCCGCAGACGCCCUCCUGAAGGCAGUGGCAGCCAGCAGCAUUGCCGAGAAGGCCGUGGAGGCAGCACGGAUGGCCAAACUGAUCGCAGAGGACCUGCAGCCCAUGCUAGAGGCUCCAGGCCGCAGACCCAGGCAGGACUCAGAAGGUUCCGACACAGAACCACUGGAUGAGGACAGCCCUGGGGUGUACGAGAACGGACUAACCCCAUCAGAGGGCUCUCCCGAACUGCCCAGCAGUCCUGCCUCCUCUCGCCAGCCCUGGCGACCCCCUGCCUGCCGGAACCCACUGCCACCUGGAGGGGACUGGGGCCCCUUCUCCAGCCCUAAAUCUUGGCCUGAGGAGUGGGGGGGCCCAGGUGAGCAGGUGGAGGAACUAGCCGGCUAUGAGGCUGAGGACGAGGCUGGGAUGCAGGGGCCAGGGCCCAGAGAUGGUUCCUCCCUCCUUGGAGGCUGCAGCGACAGUUCGGGAAGUCUUCGAGAGGAGGAAGGUGAAGAUGAAGAACCCCUGCCCCAGCUGAGGGCUUCGGGGGGCUCAGAGCCUGAGCCUGUUGCCAGUCCAGUCCUGAGGGGCACUUCCCCAAGGGGUCUGGAUGCUGGGUGCCUGAUGGAAGAAUCUGAGGAACCUGCUGCAACUGAGAGGCCUGCCCAGCCGGGAGCUGCCAACCCGCUGGUGGUGGGAGCCGUGGCCCUCCUGGACCUCAGCCUGGCGUUCCUGUUCUCCCAGCUCCUCACCUGAGGCUACUUCCUGGCCUAGUUCUGGCUUUGGUUGCCUGCCUCUUCACCCCUUCAGCCUGCCUUUUUCUCUUUUCCUCAUCCUGGUUGUUUUUUCUCCUAUCUUUCCUUUCUCUUCUGCCCCUCUUUGUUUUUGUCUCUUGCUUUUGCCUUCCCUCUCUUCUUUCAGAUUCUCUCAUUUAUCCUGGACCUGUCUCUCCCUCCCUCAUCCCCUUCUUCUCUAGAUUGUUUACAUAUGAAGGGCUUUUCUCUCUCAGAGGUGCUCAUCUCUGAGACACACAAAUCUAAGUCAGACCAUUGCCCCUUGCCCUCCCCACCUUUUCUUUAAACCUAAACUUCACUGAGGGUGGGGAUUUGGUGUCCUGAGGAGUCUCCUGGACGCUGAAUGGAGAGAAGGAAGAAAAUGGAAAUGAAGUGACUGAAUGCUGGACAAGCUGCUGGCUGAGCCUUGUGGCUUCCUGGCCCGAGUGAAAAGGCUGGGAGAGAUGCUGCCUCCGCCUCUUACCUUGGAGGCUAUUACCUCACCUCCCCGCCCCUUGCUAGGUUCUUCCCUAGCUUGAUCCUCCCUGGAAGAAGCUAAAGGAAGGGAACAGUAGAAUACCGUCCUAGAAUCUCCCUCUUUCUUUCCUCUAUAGCCCGUCCCUCUUCCGACCCCCUGUGAGGGCAUGCCACACCAAGAGCAACGUGUAAAGGAACAAAAAAUACCCAGUGCGGCCAAGCCCACCCCUCUCGGGCUUUGCCAGUGACCUCUCUGCCCUUCUGUGUCCCUUAAAAGUUUAUUUGGUUGGUCUGGACUCACUUGUGGCCUUUGAUUAAAUUCCUAUAGGGCCUGAAGGAGACAAUGCUACUGCAGAGGAUUAGAGGCAUUUAAGCCAGGACCCUGCUCCCCAACUCGCAUUUGUAGUGGGGGAGGUGUUUCUGGGGAGAUAGAACCAGGAGGCUCACAGGAGCCCAUGGGGCAGCAGUUGUGACAAGUCUAGCAGUCUCCAAAUGGGUUCUGUCCCUUCCCCCAUCACGUCAGAAUCUUGUGGAAUGGGAAACAGCCAGAGGAGGGGAUCAAAGGAAGCCGCUAUCUCCCCAGUUCCCAGGAGGGUGGAAGUGGGAGUCAGACCUAGGCUGAGGUGGGUGGGGAGCCCUGUGGGAGGUUGCUGGCUGAUCCCUGGUACUAGCUUUUCCCCUGGAGGCAGGAAGCCCUAGAAAGGGGAUUGUAGGGUCCCCUGGGGAUCUUUCCUCGCUCCCCUGCAUGAGGCAGAGACAACUGCCUGCCAACCCCCUCCCUCAAGGAAUGGCCUUGCCCGGGAAUGCCCACCACACACACCCUCUUUUUUUCUAGUCAAACUCUGUUUACUCCUUGGCCUGCCUCCCUCCUUCCUCCCCUUUCAACCUUUACUUCUGAUUUCUAUUUCAUGGAAUUUGGGAUUGAAGUUAUACAAUAGUGCCGCCAACAACAAGUCUUGCAGGAAAAAAAAUACAAAGAAAUUUAACAAAAAAUAUAUUAAUAAAAAAGUUCAAAAAAGGG